Chrysoperla carnea is the source of this 1039-nucleotide messenger RNA. Its product is annotated as mitochondrial 2-oxodicarboxylate carrier-like. Lineage: Eukaryota; Metazoa; Arthropoda; Insecta; Neuroptera; Chrysopidae. The record is from RefSeq and is a predicted model, not a curated record. The transcript has 5 exons. Bases 16 to 960 code for a protein of 314 amino acids.
UUCUGAUAAAGGAGAAUGUAUACAAAAGAUGGAAAAAUUGAAAUUGAACCUACGGAAAAUGAAAGUAAAUAUCAGUGCUUUGGGUUUGGAUUUAGUUCAGUUGCAUCAGGAUAUUUGGCUGGUGUAAUUGAAACAAUCGUAACACAUCCGCUGGAUGUUGUAAAAGCUCGUAUGCAAAACCAAAAUAAAAAUAGUGAAGUAUAUAAAAAGUCUCCAAAUUAUUAUAAAAAUAUGAGUGAUUGCAUGAUAAAAAUGUAUAAACUAGAAGGAUUUCGAAGCUUUUUUAAGGGAAUAACAGUGGAAUUGAUGGCAGAUCCACCACGUCGAGCCAUAAGACUGAGUUUAUUUGAAAAGUAUAAUGUACAUUUACAAAGUGGGGAUGGUUCACCAAUAAUGUGGGCAUUGGCUGGUGGCUUUGCAGGUAUUAGUGAAUCAUUCGUAAUGACUCCAUUUGAACACAUCAAGGUUAAAAUGCAAACAAACGUGCUCAAGCAUCCCCCCAAAGUUUUUACGGUUGUACGUAAUGUAAUUAAAACCAAUGGAUUUGGUAUUUAUGGUUUAUACAGAGGUCUAGAUUCAACAAUACUUUGUAAGGGUAUAUUUGUUGGAAGUUUCUUUGUUGUAUAUAAUUCUCUAAAAAACAAAUUGCCAGUGUUUGAAAAUCCUCAUUUUGAAUCGAUGGCAUAUUUUCUAUGUAGUUUUACAAGUGCUGUAACAGGGGCAUUCAUAAAUACACCAUUUGAUGUUGCAAAGACGAGGAUUCAAGCCGUCACAAAUGACAAAUAUAAUUAUGUUUACUGUAUACCAACUAUGCGUCACAUAUAUCGUAUGGACGGAAUUGGUGGUUUAUAUCAAGGGUUGUUACCGAGAUUAUUAUUUGUGGGUCUAGAGAAUGGCGUUGUUAUGGUUGUGUAUGAGUUUGUUUUGACUAUUUUUAAGCAAUGUAUACCAAAUGAUUAAUCUGAUCGAUCAUCUAAACAAAACUAUGUCUAAUUUACCAUUUAUUAUCUUAAGUACUUGUGUCAUGUUAAGUAACACA